GGGCCCCGAAAGGAGUCUUACAAAAACGCUUUUACUGGUUUUCUCCUCGGGUCGCGCAUGCGCUGCUGCCGGAGCCCUCGAUUUUUUUCUUCCCUGAGGGGGGGCGGGGGUGGAAUGUUGUAGAGCGGCGAGUGGGCGGAGCAGUUGCGGCUGCCUCUCUCUCUUCCCCCCCCCCGCCCCGCCCGCCCGUCCUCCCCAGUUGCUAAUAUGGCGUCUCGGAGAGCUCGCUCCGCCUCAGAGCAUGACAGUGAUGAGGAUUCAUACGAAGUACUGGAUUUAACAGAAUAUGCAAGGCGCCAUCAUUGGUGGAACCGAGUGUUUGGCAGGAAUUCUGGACCUAUUGUAGAAAAGUAUUCCGUAGCUACUCAGAUUGUAAUGGGUGGCGUAUCAGGCUGGUGUGCAGGAUUUUUAUUCCAGAAGGUUGGAAAACUUGCAGCGACUGCAGUAGGCGGCGGCUUUCUCUUGCUACAAAUUGCUAGCCAUAGUGGCUAUGUACAGGUUGACUGGAAAAGGGUUGAAAAAGAUGUAAACAAAGCAAAGAAGCAACUCAAAAAACGAGCAAACAAGGCAGCUCCUGAAAUCAACACAUUGAUUGAGGAGACAACAGAAUUCCUUAAACAGAACAUAGUUGUAUCUGGCGGGUUUGUCGGCGGCUUCUUGUUGGGCCUUGCAUCUUAAGGACAUUUCUCUUCCUGCUGGCUUAACCAUGAUAAUGAAGAAGGGUAGCAACACACAGUUCUUAAGUGAGGCAGUCUGAGUCGCUCUCUAAUCACUCCAGAGCAAGAUGGAUGGAUUUGCCAGACAAAUCUUGAGUAUUUUGCAUUUUAGGCUUUUGCCUCCUUAAGCUUGCUGAAACAGGUUUGCUGAAAAAUCUACAGUGUGUUGCAUAGCAUUCCUGAAGGAACAAGAACUGGCUAACUUUUGUCAUGAUUUUUGUUAUUGUAUCUCCAUGCAGAAUUCAGCAUAUUUAAUAAGCUAUCUUUUGGCUCUACAUCUUUCCCCCCCAAUUUUAGGGAUAUAUUUUUAUUAUUGUUUAAGACAAUCCCAUGCUGUGUUUAAUCAUGCCUAUGACUAAAUGUGUAUAUUGUGCUUCAAGCGCAGAACUAGCCAUCUUCUGUAGAAACCACUGCAAUAAAAAUAAUGUAUACAUCAGUAAUACCUUUUUGCAAAGAUGAAGUAACAGGCAAUUGUGAACCUAUUAAAGAGUGAAGAUCAAUCAA
Molecule: messenger RNA, 1220 nt
Organism: Podarcis muralis (Common wall lizard)
Lineage: Eukaryota; Metazoa; Chordata; Lepidosauria; Squamata; Lacertidae
Gene: FUNDC1
Product: FUN14 domain containing 1
Biological process (GO): autophagy of mitochondrion
Cellular component (GO): mitochondrial outer membrane
Source: RefSeq, a predicted model, not a curated record